Molecule: messenger RNA, 1034 nt
Organism: Enhydra lutris kenyoni (northern sea otter)
Lineage: Eukaryota; Metazoa; Chordata; Mammalia; Carnivora; Mustelidae
Gene: IFTAP
Product: chromosome unknown C11orf74 homolog
Exons: 7
Coding region: 264-977 (237 amino acids)
Biological process (GO): acrosome reaction; spermatogenesis
Cellular component (GO): 9+0 non-motile cilium; cytosol
Molecular function (GO): intraciliary transport particle A binding
Source: RefSeq, a predicted model, not a curated record
AUGGACUAUUCUCCCUUAGAUUUCUGGGAAUUGUAGUCCUUUCCCGCCCCCCCAUCACAAUUCACCGCUUGUUGGCAGAAAGAACUACAUUUCCCAGGAAUCCGUUCUCCUUGGGCUACGUAGCUACGAUUGUUUUUGUUGCUACAGGAGAGGAGACUCCUAGGAUGCCUCUCUGAAUAAAGACGCUCAAAGUGCGAAGUGACUAGAUGGGAGCCAAAGCGGAAAACUAGGGAAUGGGAGGUAAAGUGGCCUUGUGAGAAGGAAUGCCUGCCCAAAUAUCAGAUUUGGAGAUCAUGGAUGAAGAUCAAUUAAUUGAAGAAGUCUUGGAUAAGUUUGUAAAUUGCCAUGAACAAACAUACGAAGAAUUCCUGAGCACUUUUACUCAUCUUUCAAAAGAGGAUAAUGUGACCAAACGAGGAGCAUUUGGAACUGAUUCUUCAGAAAACAUAUUUCCUUCAGUAAAAUUUGCUCAUGAAAAUGAACCAAAUGAUCAUCAUCUUAGAAACAAAGCCGUCUUUCUUCGUACUUCAUCACAAUGUUCAGAAGACGAACAGAUAGUGAUAGAUGAAGGCCAAAAAGUUGGCAGUUCCUUUCAAGGUGAUCUGAAUCGGGCUGGAAAGGUGAAGGUAGACAAUUUCCUAGAUUUAGAAGAUUUGGAUGUGGAUGAAGAGACUCAGCCCCAAAUGAGUAAGGAUUUGCUGCUGCUUCCAGGAGAAGUGGAGGAGGACGUCUGCCCACGUGUCCCUUCUUACAUUCCUUCUGCGGCCCAGCCCUUCACCCCUGGGGUAAAGCCAGGGCCUGCUGGGAGAGGAGCUGACAAGCAAACAGAAGAGAUACUCGGAGAUGAAGUCCAGCCCUUCUCACUUGAUGAAGAAUUUGAUUAUGACGCUGUGAUGCUAACCCCCAAGUUCACUCCUGCAGAGAUAGAUGCGAUCACAGAGCUGUCCAAGCAAGAGAGAUCACCGACACAGACUUAGAGGAACCCCAUGGCUGAUUCACGGAGACAUCUUUGUGUUCGUGUUUAUUUUGUUGUU